Capsella rubella is the source of this 2299-nucleotide messenger RNA. Its product is annotated as dicarboxylate transporter 2.2, chloroplastic. The transcript is spliced from 4 exons. Gene Ontology annotation, cellular component: membrane. Gene Ontology annotation, biological process: transmembrane transport. The record is from RefSeq and is a predicted model, not a curated record. Bases 93 to 1742 code for a protein of 549 amino acids. Gene Ontology annotation, molecular function: transmembrane transporter activity. Lineage: Eukaryota; Viridiplantae; Streptophyta; Magnoliopsida; Brassicales; Brassicaceae.
AAAACAUUUAAAAACAGGAAUCAAAACAGAAAAUAAUAAAAUAUCGAUUUCCCUCCUCCGGCGAGAAACUAAAUCGGAAAAAUCUGCCGGCGAUGCAGAGUUUGGCUGUCCGUUCUCUCUCAGUCUCCACUUACUCAUCAGCAACCUAUCUCUAUCUCCGCCGUUAUCCUCCCAAAUCAUUUUCUUCGAUUCCUAUUUACUCAUCCCCUACACUCAGAUCACUCUCCAUCUCCUCCGCUAGAUUUACUCUUCACGCCACCGCCUCCUCCUCACCGGAGAAACAAAACGAACCUCUCCCUCCUCCUCCUCCUCCGCCGCAACAGCAAGGAGCGAAGCUAAUACAUCUGACAAUCUCCAUCUCAAUAGGUCUCGUGGUCCGGUUCUUAAUCCCGAGACCAGAACAAGUGACCUCACAAGGAUGGCAAUUACUCUCAAUCUUCCUAUUCACAAUCUCAGGUCUCGUCCUUGGUCCUCUCCCAGUAGGUGCUUGGGCUUUCGUUGGCUUAACCGCUUCAAUCGUCACCAAAACGCUCCCUUUCUCAACCGCUUUCGCAGCUUUUACUAACGAGCUCAUCUGGCUAAUCGCGAUUUCUUUCUUCUUCGCUCGUGGAUUCAUCAAAACGGGUCUUGGCGACAGAAUCGCUACUUACUUCGUCAGAUGGCUUGGCAAAAGCACUCUCGGUUUAUCCUAUGGUCUUGCCUUCUGUGAUACCCUUAUGGGCUUGAUUAUGCCGUCUACCAUGGCUAGAGCCGGUGGCGUUUUCUUGCCCGUCAUUAAAUCUCUGUCUCUCUCCGCCGCAAGUUAUCCCGGAGAUCCGUCCUCGAGAAAAUUGGGAUCUUUUCUUAUUCAAACCCAAUUGCAGUGUUCAGGAGCUUCUGGUGCGAUUCUUCUCACAUCAGCUGCACAAAACUUGCUAUGUCUCAAACUCGCCAGAGAAGUUGGUGUUGUAAUCUCGAAUCCAUGGAUCACUUGGUUUAAAGUCGCCAGUGUUCCUGCGUUUGUUUCUCUUCUUUGUACACCUCUCAUCAUCUACAAGCUCUACCCUCCUGAGCUGAAACACACACCUGAAGCUCCGGCUGCAGCUGCUAAGAAGCUGGAGCGAUUAGGUCCCAUCACCAAAAACGAAUGGAUCAUGCUCGGUGCUAUGGCUUUCACCGUCUCUCUUUGGGUUUUCGGAGAGGCAAUAGGAAUAGCAAGCGUUGUAUCCGCGAUGAUCGGUCUAUCAAUACUUCUGCUGUUAGGAGUCAUAAACUGGGACGAUUGUCUCAGUGACAAAUCAGCUUGGGACUCGCUCACUUGGUUUGCGGUUUUGAUUGGUAUGGCUGGACAGCUAACAAACCUCGGUGUCAUUGCUUGGAUGUCGGAUGGUGUGGCCAAACUGCUACAAUCCCUCUCCCUGACUUGGCCAGCUUCAUUUAUGAUUCUCCAGGCUUGUUAUCUCUUGAUCCAUUAUCUAUUUGCAAGCCAGACUGGUCACGCAGGAGCACUCUAUCCUCCUUUCUUGGCGAUGCAAAUCGCUGCUGGAGUGCCGGGGGUUCUAGCAGCACUUUGCUUGGCUUUCAAUAACAAUCUCUCUGGUGCUUUGGCACAUUAUAGUGGUGGACCAGCUGCUUUAUAUUACGGAGCUGGGUAUGUUGAUCUGAAAGAUAUGUUUAGAAUCGGGUUCGUGAUGGCUCUUGUACAAGCGAUCAUCUGGGGAGGUGUUGGAUCUUUUUGGUGGAAAUUUUUGGGUCUCUACUGAAACCAGUCCCUGAGCAUUUGACCAGACCCAGUCCAAACAGAACCAUACUUUCGGUUUUAAGGGUAUAUCAAUUGAAAAAUAUCUGGUAUUCAAGAUCUCAUUCCAGUUCACAGCCAAAUACCAAUUUGCUUGUGUUAUUAUUAAGUGUUAGACCUUAGAACAACAUCCUGUCUUACGUCGGCAACGAAAUUUUUAAUUCAGCCUGAACCGAAAUCAACCACUUUGAAGUUAGUUACAUGCCGACCAACGAAACUAAAUUUCAGUACAAACCGACGCAAUAAUGUAAAGGCCGAGGCCUAAUUUUCACCGGAGUCUCGCAAUAUGACAAGAUCUAAAAGCUCUGAUUAUUUAGUGUCUUAAAAGAUUUCUACGUUAUUUCCUGAUCCUGCAGCUGUAAUGCAUAACCAAUAACAUGAAACUAAGUCAAUAACAAACACUAAAAAGUGAGGCUAGGUUUCGGAGUUUGCAGAAGAAAAAAAGAACCGAGAGUUUUAUACAAAGCAAACCUUUGCAAUAAAGCCAAUACCAAAAACUACACGAGACUGGAGAGUAAAAGA